Molecule: messenger RNA, 546 nt
Organism: Choloepus didactylus (southern two-toed sloth)
Lineage: Eukaryota; Metazoa; Chordata; Mammalia; Pilosa; Megalonychidae
Product: ADP-ribosylation factor 2-like
Exons: 1
Biological process (GO): vesicle-mediated transport; intracellular protein transport
Cellular component (GO): cytoplasm; plasma membrane
Molecular function (GO): GTPase activity; GTP binding
Source: RefSeq, a predicted model, not a curated record
AUGGGGAACAUUUUUGAAAAGCUGUUUAAAAGUCUAUUUGGGAAAAAAGAGAUGUGGAUUCUUAUGGUGGGUUUGGAUGCAGCUGGAAAAACCACCAUCCUGUAUAAAUUGAAGCUGGGAGACAGCGUGACUACCAUCCCUACAAUAGAGUUCAACGUACAGAUGGUAGAAUAUAAAAAUAUCAGCUUCACAGUUUGGGAUGUUGGUGGCCAGGACAAAAUCAGACCUUUGUGAUGACAUUAUUUACUGAACACCCAAGGUCUGAUUUUUGUGGUGGACAGUAAUGACAAAGAGUGGGUCAAUGAGGCCCGAGAAGAACUAACCAGAAUGUUAGCAGAACAUGAGCUCAGAGAGGCAGUUUUACUGGUGUUUGUAAAUAAACAGGAUCUUCCCAAUGCUAUGAAUGCAGCUGAGAUAACAGACAAGUUUGGCUUACAUUCCCUGCACCAGAGAAACUGGUACAUUCAGGCUACUUGUGCCAUCAGUGGAGAUGAACUUUAUGAAGGCCUGGACUGGCUCUCCAACCAGCUCAAAAACCAGACGUGA